Scheffersomyces amazonensis is the source of this 2401-nucleotide messenger RNA. RefSeq names its product DNA damage-responsive RNA polymerase-degradation factor. Lineage: Eukaryota; Fungi; Ascomycota; Pichiomycetes; Serinales; Debaryomycetaceae. Gene Ontology annotation, molecular function: ubiquitin binding. The transcript has a single exon. The record is from RefSeq and is a predicted model, not a curated record. Bases 49 to 2163 code for a protein of 704 amino acids.
UUUUGAAUUGAAUUGAAUUGAAUUCUCACAUAUAUAUAUAUAUACAUCAUGUCUACUACACAACAACAACGAAAAACAUAUAAAAAUCACCUGAAAAGGUUUAAUAAUGGUAAUGGAUCAGGCAUUGCUUCAUCUGAAUUAACCAGUUUAUCAGAAAUGUUUCCUGAUUGGGAAAGUGACGAAUUACAUGGAUUAUUAGUAGAAAAUGAUAAUCAAUUAGAAGUAGUCAUUGAUUUAAUCGUUAAUGGUAAAGUUAGUAAAUGGGAACCAAUUAAAAAGGAAAAGCAACAUAAGAAAAAGGAUCAACAACAAGAUGAAUCAAUACAACAAUCAACUUCUGUAUCUUCAGCAAAUUCUACUCAUACCAAUAAUAAUUCUCAUCCUACCAAUUCUAAUAGAGCUGUGAAUAAUAGAAGUUCCGGUAAAUAUUCUAAAGAUUCAAAGCCUGCAAAGAAACCAGUUAAGAAAUCAGCUCCUCCUGCUGCUGCUGCAGUUACUGCUGCAGUAUCUACUACUAAUCAAGCUGCUCCAACUACAUCUACCACUAAUGAUUCUACUCCAGCAACUUCGCAUUCAUGGGCUGCUGCUUUAUCUAAUGACAAACCAAAACCAAAGGCUAAAGCUGUAGAAAAGAAGAAGGAAGAAGAACAACCAGUUGUACAAGUUGAAGAAUCUGAAAUAGUAAAUGAAGAAGUUGUAACAUCAUCAACUGUUCCAGUAACUGAACCUAAACCAGUCUUAAAGGAAGCUACUGUUCCAGAACCAAAACAAGGAUCUUGGGCUUCCGCUAUUGCUCCAAAACCAAAACCAAAGCCAAAGCCUGUUGUUGCUCCAGUUUCAACAACCUCAUCUGCCCCUGCUCCUACUGAAUCUGUUCCAGAAGUUCAACAACCAGUCGUUACUGAAGAACAACAACCAGUUGUUGAAGAAUCAGCUCCUGUUGAAAUCCCAGUUGCCGUAGAAUCUGCUCCUAUCGUUCAACAACAACAACCAGUUGCCAUUGAAAAUAUCUCUGUUGUCCCACAAGAAACUAUUGCUCCUGCUCAAGUUGUUUUACCAGCUUCUACUCAACAAGUUAAUGCCGUUAAUGUUUCUUUUGGUUCUUUAGCUAUUGGUGAUGAAACCGAACAAGUUGCUGAAGAAGCUAAACAAGAAGAAGAAGCUCCAGUUCAACAACAAUCUGGACAAAAUCAACAACAACAAAGAUUUGGCUUAUACAACAAUAACAAUAAUAACAAUCGUUACAAUCAAAAUACUUACCAACAACAAUCUCAACAAUACAAUCAAACCAAACAACAACAGCAACAACAUUAUGAUUAUUAUGCUCAAUUCCAACAACAACAAUAUCCUCAACAAGCUGCUGGUCAACCAGGUGCUCAAUUUGGUGGUUACCCAGGUCUUGAUUAUACUUAUAACAAUCAAGUUGGAGCUGCUUCUACUGUUGGUGCUGGUUUAGGUAAUUUACAAUCUCCAGCCACUUCUCAUGCUAAUACUCAACAAGCUUAUCCAUAUCAACAAACUGGUGCUCAACCAACUACUGCUUCUAGUGAUUCACAAUCUCCAGUUGUUAACCCAGCUGCUGCCGCUGCUGCUGCUCAACAACAACAAUUACCAUUUGCUUAUCCAAACUAUUAUAACUAUUAUUAUCCACCAUACUAUAAUCAAACUGGUGCUGCUGGUUUAGGUCAAACUGCUUAUAAUCAACCUGUUCAACCACAACAAGAAGCUCAACCAUCAACUACUGGUAAUGCUAGUACUAAUGCUACUGCCACUACUGCUGGUCAAAAUGGAUUUGGAAGUCAACAACAACCUCAUCAAGCUGCUAUUCAAGCUUUUUACUAUAAUCAAGCUAAUCAAUACAGUAGUAGAUAUCCAUCUUCCAACUAUGGUUAUCCACCACAACAACAAGGUCAACAACAACAAAAUGGAGGUGCCACUGGUAGUAAUGAAACUAAUGAACAACAACAGCAAGGACAACAAGCUCAAGCUCAACAAGCUCAAGGACAACAACAACAACAAGCACAAGCCCAAGUCCAAGGUCAAGGUCAAGGUCAAGGUCAACCAGUUCCUCAACAACAACCAAUAAUUCCUCAAUUUGGUGCUUAUCAACAAUAUUCUCAAUAUGGAUAUCAAGAUAACUCCUAUAAUCGUGGUUGGUAUUAAGGAAUGAGGGUCAAUUAUAAACAAUCUUUUAUGGUUAUGGUCAUUAGUUUUGAUCAAUUAUGUUAUUGAUGUUAUCUUAACUUUACAACUGUUAUUAUUAUUACUUUUAUUACCGUUACAGGUGAGGAAUCAUUCCUCUAUUUUCUUUAUGUGUAAAAAUUCUAUUUUUCUAUCAAAAAAUAUAAUAUAUGUAUAUAUUAAAAGUAGAUUAAACUGUAGUGAUUAUAUACAAAAGAGG